Messenger RNA from Jatropha curcas, 1138 nucleotides. RefSeq names its product Photosystem II reaction center PsbP family protein. The record is from RefSeq and is a predicted model, not a curated record. Gene Ontology annotation, cellular component: photosystem II oxygen evolving complex; photosystem II; extrinsic component of membrane. NCBI's taxonomy places the organism in Eukaryota, Viridiplantae, Streptophyta, Magnoliopsida, Malpighiales, Euphorbiaceae. Gene Ontology annotation, molecular function: calcium ion binding. Gene Ontology annotation, biological process: photosynthesis.
UCAGAAUUCAGAAGUUAAUAGAGAAAGGGUCAAAGCAGAGCACGCAUUAACCAGUCAGAUCAGAAUUCCAUGGCGUCUACUUCUUUACCCUGUAAUUGGGUGUCACAGCGUCCUUGCAAUUGCUACUUCAUAUCUUUAUCCAACAAGACAGCUCCCUAUGCCUUGAAACCCUACCCUAACCCUAACCAUAAACAUAAUUUGCUCUCUGCUUCAAUUUCUUUGGGUACUAAGAAAUGCAGAAAACAACAGGUCCUCUGCAGCAGCAACUCAUACCAAGCAGAAGAACAACAAGAACAGCAACCUCCUUUAUUUUUUUGGAAUCAAGAAUUAACUGGAAGAAGAGAACUUUUUUCGAACGUUAUAUUUACUGGGUUUAGUUUUCCGGCAAUCGUUUCAAAUGCAUUGGCAGAUAUCGAUGAGUUCCGCCUUUAUAGUGAUGAUGCCAACAAGUUCCAGAUAUCGAUUCCCCAAGACUGGCGAGUAGGUGCAGGACAACCUAGUGGGUUUAAAUCAGUGACCGCUUUCUACCCAGAUGAAGAUUCAAAUUCGAAUGUGAGUGUGGCGAUAACGGGGAUUGGUCCGGACUUUACAAGAAUGGAAUCGUUUGGCAAAGUGGAAGAAUUUGCAGAAACUCUGGUCAGUGGAUUGGACAGGAGCUGGCAAAGGCCGCCUGGCGUUACUGCAAAACUCAUCGACUGCAAAUCUUCUAAAGGCAUUUAUUACAUUGAAUACACACUACAAAAUCCAGGCGAAAGUCGCAGACAUUUAUUUUCAGCCCUUGGAAUGGCAUCCAAUGGUUGGUAUAACAGACUAUAUACAGUGACAGGGCAGUUUGUGGAUGAAGAAUCAGAGAAAUAUGGUACCAAGGUGCAAAAGGUUGUUUCGUCCUUCAGGUUCAUUUGAAAAAAAUGAAUGGCCGUAAAGUAAACAAGGGCAGAAUGUGCCGGUACAGGUUACAUUGAUCAUUCUUUCGUUUUAGUUUUUCUUUAUCCACUAUGAUGGUUGGGCAGUGGUGUAUAAUUCUGAAACCAUUGAGCUAGCUACUGCCUGGCCAAUACAGUUCAUGUAUGUAUUGAAUACUCCAUAGUUGUCUAAAAAUACAAAAUGUUCUUCCUUUGCAAAUUGUAUUGGAUCAAAA